Molecule: messenger RNA, 5685 nt
Organism: Alexandromys fortis (reed vole)
Lineage: Eukaryota; Metazoa; Chordata; Mammalia; Rodentia; Cricetidae
Gene: Alpk1
Product: alpha kinase 1
Exons: 15
Coding region: 617-4345 (1242 amino acids)
Biological process (GO): cytoplasmic pattern recognition receptor signaling pathway; innate immune response; protein phosphorylation
Cellular component (GO): cilium
Molecular function (GO): monosaccharide binding; ATP binding; protein serine/threonine kinase activity
Source: RefSeq, a predicted model, not a curated record
CCAGCCUGAGUACCACAGUUCCCAGCAUAGCUUUCCCGGCCGGCCGCAGCCGCAGCCGCCGAAGGGGCGUGUCCAGUGAUAGAGUUACACAAGCACGUUCAGAGCCGGCGAGGGCUUUUCCUUUCCCAUUCCCACUUCCGGAAACCAAAGCUGUUGAGGAGAAACGCUGUGUUUCCAGGAAGGCUGCGCCGGAAUUCACGAUUGUCAGAGGCACACUGCGGGUAUAAGUGUUUCUUAACUUCUCCUGGGAUAAAAGUUCUAAAUGUCUGUGCCUCCCUCCCAAGUCAGGCAAUGGUAAGAAGGAUGGUAUGAGCCGCAAAGUUUGUCUCAGUUUGCACCAACUGAUCCUGUGAGCCAGACUUGUGCUCUAGGGAAACGUAUUGAGAAACUGAAUUAUGCCUGUGCCCACUUCCAGAUAUUUGUCAUUGAUGUUGAAAAGGUUUAUUUGGAUUCUCUUGGCAAGCUUCAAAAUCACCACAUUGCUGUAUGUAAGAUACUGUGUGCUGGUACCUCGGCCUUCAAGGGACUUCUUUAUUGAGAAUCAAUGCCUCUCCUAGGUAAUUGAUCACCGUAGACCCAGGGACACUCAAUUCAUCCUGGAGGGUGGGUAAUCAUCAUGAAUAAUCAAGACGCUGUGACUUCGAUAUUGCAUGAAUGCAAGCAAGCGCUGGAUCAUCUCUUGUUGGAAACGCCAGAUGUGUCUACCGAAGACAAGAGCGAGGACCAGCGGUGCAGAGCUUCACUCCCCGGCGAGUUAAGGACCCUGAUCCAGGAGGCAAAGGAAAUGAAGUGGCCCUUCGUGCCUGAAAAGUGGCAGUACAAACAAGCCAUGAGCCCAGAGGACAAAACAAACCUGCAAGAUGUGAUUGGCGCCAAGCUGCAGCAGCUACUGGCGGCCUUGCGAGCCUCCAUCCUUGUCCGGGACUGCGACGCCGCCGCCGCUAUUGUCUUCUUGAUGGACCGGUUCCUGUACGGACUCGACGUCUCGGGAAAACUCCUGCAGGUCGCCAAAGGCCUGCACAAGUUGCAGCCCGCGACGCCCAUCGCCCCGCAGGUGGUCAUCCGCCAAGCCCGGGUCUCCGUCAACUCAGGGAAACUGCUGAAGGCGGAGUACAUCCUGAGCAGCCUGAUAAGCAACAACGGAGCAACUGGUACCUGGCUGUAUAGAAACGAAAGUGACCAAAUUCUGGUGCAGUCGGUCUGUAUACAGAUCAGAGGACAAAUUCUGCAGAAACUAGGCAUGUGGUACGAAGCUGCAGAGUUGAUAUGGGCCUCCGUCGUAGGCUAUCUGACGCUCCCUCAGCCAGACAAAAAGGGCAUUUCCACAUCACUGGGUAUCCUGGCGGACAUCUUCAUUUCCAUGAGCAAAGCAGAUUAUGAAAAGUUUAAGAACAACCCACAGGUCAACUUGGCCUUGCUCAAGGAGUUUGACCACCAUUUGCUGUCAGCGGCCGAAGCCUGCAAACUGGCAGCUGCCUUCAGUGCCUACACGCCCCUGUUUGUGCUCACAGCUGUGAAUAUCCGUGGCACGUGCUUAUUGUCAUAUAGUAGCUCUAUUGACUGUCCCCCAGGAUUGAAAAGUGGGUAUCUGUAUGAUGCCAAAGAGGCUUUUGAGAUUGGCCUCCUGACCAAGAAAGAUGGAGAGCUGGUUAAUGGGAAGCAGGAGCUGCACAGCUUCAUCAAAGCCGCUUUCGGCCUCGCCACGGUGCACGGCAGGCUCCAUGGGGAGACAGAUGUGGUCCGUGCUGCAAGGCAGCUGUGCAGUGAAGCUGUGGAGAAGCUGUACACCUAUAGCACUUCCUCUACCAGCCAGGACCGAGAAGCCCUGUCUCGGGAAAUCAUGUCUCUUGUCAGCCGGGUGAAGAGACAUCUACAAGUUCAAAGCUUCCCAAAUUUAGAUGAGAGAUCUUACGUCCCAGAGAGUUUCAAAUGUGGCUUGGAUAAGCCUAUCUUGCACGGGCACAUGGAUUUCCAGCGAAUUCUUGAGACCUAUUCCCAACACCAUACUUCCGUGUAUGAGGUAUUUAAAAGCACCUGCGGGAACAGAAAAGGCAAUGAGAGAGACACAAAACCAGACAUCUGCAUCACUGCUCUGAAAACAGAAACAAACACCAUGGAUACUAUGGGUGCUACUCUAGAGGAACUGUGUUCUCAAGGGAGCAGGAGUAUAGCUUCCUCCCAGAUGGCUGAGAAAGACCAGGAGAAGCUCAGAAGGGUAAGGAGAAAAAGUUGGACCCAUUCUGAGGCAUUUCGAGUCUCCCUAGGUCAAGAUAUGGGGACUGAGACUGAGCUACCAAGCCAGAGCAAUGGCAGGGCAAAUGUUCCCCACACGUCUCUGAGUGACAGCCGUAGCUCCAGUUCUUGGAGCAAACUGUCAGGCCUCAGCUCUUCUGCAAGCUGGGAGGAGGUGAACUGUGGUGUUGAGGAUAUGGCAGGGAGAGACUCCAGCAAAGCAGAACAUCUUGUGGACACUCAGUGCUCCACGGCCCUGUCUGAGGAGCCCAAGACCGACAGAAGGGGCAGAGCUACAGACUUGUUUUCAAAGCUGUAUGGCGUCUCUCAUCAGGAAACUAAAGACCACGGUCUGCAGUCUACACAAAGCCAGUUGCACAAACACACGUCCUUAACACCCAUCGUUCCUCUCAACACAGCAGACACUUGCUUGGCCUCGGGUACGGGGUUCUUAGAAGGCCCUGAAAGAAACUGGGAUGCCAGAAAUGGAGGACCUAGGAAUACUUCUCUUCAAUCCAGCCCUUCAUGUGGCUCUGUUUCCUGGUCCUUGUCUAGUUCUGACAAGUUCACAGACAUGGCCACAUAUCCUUCAGUUCAAGAAGAAGAAACCUGUGAAAUAGUUGGUCCCUUUCCAGAAACCAAGUUUGACACCAAAGACGGGUGUGGAGGAAAAAAUGGGGGAAAGAUCACUGAAAGAUUCACAGGGCCUGCAUUUACAGAUGGCACCUCCUCAGUUGACCCGGAAGGGGAAACAGAAGAAAGCAAAGGGGAUGAGCUGCCACCCUCUCAGGUAGUUCUGGAAUGUUUAGAAGGCAGCCAUUCAAGGUUGAUAAGUAGCACUUUCUCCCCUUGUCUCUCUGUUCAGAGUGAUGGCUCAGCAAAGACGGGCAGCUCAAUUAAAGACCAGGGCCUGGACCCUGAUGCCCCCACAGAGAAUGAGGAAGGCCAACUACUUGACAGCACAGAGGUCAACCCCACUGGCCAAGAUGGCGCUCACAGACCUAGUGCUUUGAGGCCAGGUCAGAGAGACGAGAGGCCCAAUUCCUCUGUCAGUGGCUACAGUCCCUUCCCUGUCCUCAGCGAGGACUUCAGCACCACAGAGGAGGAAAAGGACCUGGGGAGCCUGCUGAAGAGCAGCCAGAACUCCAGCUCAUCCUUACAGUGGUGGCCGAAAUCAACUGCCUUUUCCAGCAGUUCUUUAGAGGGGGAAAGUUCAUGGUCUCUUCUCAACUCCAGCAGAAGUUCAUUCGCCUCAUUGCCUGGACAGACCAGGCAAGAGAUCCUUGAAGCUCGCACCCUGCAGCCCGAUGACCUUGAAAAACUCCUGGCGGGAGUCAAAAAUGACUGGCUGCUUCAGAGACUGGAGAAUACAGGAGUUUUAAAGCCCAAUCAACUCCAACGUGCACACAACGCCCUUCUGCUAAAAUAUUCCAAAAAGUCUGAAUUGUGGACAGCCCAGGAAACUGUGGUGUAUUUAGGGGACUACCUGAAAGUGAAGAAGAAAGGCAAGCAGAGAAAUGCGUUUUGGGUCCACUAUCUUCACCAAGAGGAACCUCUGGGGAGAUACGUUGGGAAGGAAUACAAGGAGUGGAAGGGGCUGCGGCACCACUUCACCGAUGUGGAGCGGCAGAUGACGGCGCAGCACUAUGUGACGGAAUUUAACAAGAGACUCUACGAACAAAAGAUCCCAACGCAGAUAUUCUACAUCCCAUCCACAGUAUUGCUGAUUUUGGAAGACAAGACUAUCAAGGGAUGCAUCAGUGUGGAACCUUACAUACUGGGAGAAUUCGUCAAGUUGUCAAAUAACACAAAAGUGGUCAAAACUGAGUACAAAGCUACAGAAUAUGGCUUGGCUUAUGGCCAUUUUUCUUAUGAGUUUUCUAAGCACAGAGACGUCGUGGUGGAUUUGCAAGGUUGGGUGACUGGCAAUGGAAAAGGCCUCAUCUAUCUUACCGACCCUCAGAUUCACUCCGUCGAUCAGAAAGAUGUCACUACAAAUUUUGGAAAGCGGGGGAUAUUUUACUUCUUUAAUAACCAGCACGCAAGAUGUAAUGAGAUAUGUCACCGUCUUUCUCUGGCUAGACCUUCCCUAGAGAAACCAAGUAACCUGUAGGCUAUAGGUUGGCAGCUUGACAGCCCUUCAGGAGCCAAGCAUCAAAUCUGCCUCCCGCAGGGCGCACAGCAUGGCGUGAUUGAUCCGUUCAGCCGUUGACUUAUAAGAGAAUUUGGAAAUGUAUGGUUCCAGCCAUUGACUUACAAGAGGAAUUGGAAAACAUUAGUUCCAAGCCCACACUUACUUGCCAGGAAAAGAUUCUGCAGACCUUGCUCCCUGUGACACGGGAACAUGUCAGGGGCUGUACUGGAUUGUAUAUGAUGUAUAGUUGUAUAUGAUGUUGGAGGUCCUGAGUUGUACGGUGAAGACAACAUAUAGGAUAGAAAACUCGGCUGAAAAUAAACUUCUGUCGUUUAAGUCAUUGUGAUUUGGGUUUGGAGGGGGUUGUUUUGCGUGUGUGUGUGUGUGUUUAUUUUUUUUGUCUAUUUGGAGGAUUUUGGUUAUUAUCCGUUAUGCUUGACAGUAUUGCUGUUUUCCUACUAACCUGAGAGUUCUGUGUACAUUUAAAAAGCUCAGACUCAGCUGGGCAGUGGUGGUGCACGCCUUUAAUUGCAGCACUCGGGAGGCAGAGUCAGGCAGAUCUCAGUGAGUUGGAGACCAGCCUGGUCUAAAAAAUCAAGUUCCAAGACAGCCAGGAAUGUUACACAGAGAAACCCUGUCUCUAAAAACAAAUAAAAUAAAAAGCUCAGACUCUUCUGAUAACUAACCAAUUUUUGUUUUUCUUUUGACAUUUUACUUUUUAUAAAACUGUGUUCCACAAAGAAUUUUUUUUAUUGAGAUGAAUUCACCAAUCUUUAUUUCAUGUUUGUGUGUGGUACCAGAUAACGUUGUGUUCUGGCUUCCUUUCCAAUUCUUCCAUGUUUCUAUCUACUGCAUUUCAGUCGAUGAGAGAUGACGGAAGAAUGAUCACGUACCCCAUGGUCACCACAGCCCAUUCUUUCCCCAUACCUUUUCUGCGCAUGAGAUCAGUAGUUUUAGUUCCUGCUGGAAGACCUGUACAAAGGGAGGGCUGAAAAUGCCUCAGGGCUACCACCCACAUUUGGGGUGUGUCUUCCCACUUGGGUUAACAUAAUCUAAAAACUCCCUCCUGGACAUGCUCAGAGGUUUGUCUCCUAAAUGAACCUGCAUCGUGUCAAAUUGAACCACCUGUUGGGAGCAGUAAGACCCCCAGAUCCUGAAUUUCUUGUAAUCCCCUGAUCUGAGUGCCUACAGCUGCUCUGAGCACGAGACCUUCAGGAGUUCCUGAUGGCAGGAGAGUGGUUUCUGGUGGGCUUGGCUGGGCCAUGGCUAUCUCUAUAUAAUCUGCCCCUGAACACAAUAAAGGGGGCAUUCAAGGAUGA